Nymphaea colorata (pocket water lily) is the source of this 1129-nucleotide messenger RNA. RefSeq names its product uracil phosphoribosyltransferase. Gene Ontology annotation, molecular function: uracil phosphoribosyltransferase activity. The record is from RefSeq and is a predicted model, not a curated record. The coding region runs from base 128 to 970 and encodes 280 amino acids. The transcript is spliced from 12 exons. NCBI's taxonomy places the organism in Eukaryota, Viridiplantae, Streptophyta, Magnoliopsida, Nymphaeales, Nymphaeaceae. Gene Ontology annotation, biological process: uracil salvage.
CCCAACUGCGAACAGGGAGAGAAGCCGCUGGAUUAGGUGUCCCGGCGCCGUGCUCUCACCGUGCUUACGCUGCCCCCCUUGACCCUCAUCUCCCGCCACUGCCGCCGAAUCCGCAUUUCCCGGCGACAUGCUGGGCUGUCUCCCCGCCGCCGGCCAUUCGGCAAUGGGCUGCCGCCUGACAGGAGAUGUCCGCCACCUUCCUCCCUCAAUGCCGCGCUUGGGCUUGUUUCAUCCAGAGUUGCGGUUUAUCAGCGGACGCUGCGGACGGAGGGCGAACCUCGCGGUGAGGUCGUCGUCUGCGACGGACAAGAAGCCAGCUAUGGACGGUAGAAUGCUGGUGUUUGUUCCUCCGCACCCCUUGAUCAAGCACUGGGUUUCGGUGCUUCGAAACGAACAAACUCCUUGCCCUAUUUUCAGGAAUGCAAUGGCAGAACUGGGGAGGCUGCUUUUAUAUGAAGCUUCAAGGGACUGGUUGCCAACUGUAAGUGGAGAAAUUCAGUCACCAAUGGGGAUUGCGUCUGUCGAAUUUAUUGACCCAAGGGAGCCAAUCUUGGUCAUCCCCAUCUUAAGGGCUGGGCUUGUUCUUGCAGAAUAUGCCUCUUCAAUCUUGCCUGCAACAAAGACUUAUCAUAUAGGAGUAUAUAGAGAUGAGGAGACUCUUCAACCGGAAGUAUACUUGAACAAGCUGCCUGAAAAGUUUCCCGAGGGUUCUCGUGUGUUUAUUAUAGAUCCUAUGCUUGCAACAGGUGGCACCAUUGUUGCAGCAAUCAAUCUGGUGAAGGAACGUGGUGUGCAUCAGAAACAGAUUAAAGUGGUUUCAGCAGUGGCUGCCCCUCCGGCACUUCAGAAGCUUAGUGAAAAUUUUCCUGGGCUUCACGUGUACACGGGAAUAAUUGAUCCAACUGUUAACGAACAAGGGUUCAUUGUUCCUGGAUUUGGAGAUGCUGGCGACCGUAGUUUUGGUACAUGAAGAUGUUCAUGUUUUAACCCUCUAUGGAGGACGAAAAAUUUUGACAAUUCCCAUUUUGUAUGAGAACUGGCAAUUGAGAUUCGCCGUCUCCAAGAACCCAAAGCGGGAUAUAGAAAGUGUUUGUUAUUCAAUAUGUAAAGCCUUCUCACAUUGUUCCCA